GAAAAAGAAGGAGCAGCAGAAGAAGAACAACGCUCCUCAGCCAACUAGAUUAAAUAAACAUGACGAUGUUGACAGCGACGGUGUCUUUGGUGCAUUGGCACUAAACGUAAACCACUUACCUACAACGAGGGUCGUUGGAUAUUGUGUAAAUCUACAUUUGUGACAAACUGUCGUGUCUUUGGCUCGGGACAGACCCCAUAAUCACACGUUGAGAAUCGGACCAUCGCCACUGCAAUGCCUCUGCUUUUUUUGGAGAGGUUUCCUUGGCCCAGCUUGCAGACCUACACCGCACUUAGCGUGGCUUUGCUCGCAGGCACCCUUUUUAGUGCCUACAACACUGUGACUGAUCCUGGCUUCGGGGUCUUGGAAUCUGAUGAAACGCCAGCGCCAACUGAAGGGGAUCUCGAACUAAACAAUGAUAUUAUUAACACGGAAUUGACUACCACUAUCCUGUGGUAUAUUGCCACUGACAGUCUCUUCGUAUGGGUAUUGGUCAACACAUUCUGCUGCUUGUUGAUGUUAAUUGCGAAAAUGAUUCAGUAUGUAGUGUUUGGCCCGCUCAGAGUUAGUGAGAAGCAGCACCUGAAAGAUAAAUUCUGGAAUUUCAUCUUCUACAAGUUCAUUUUCAUCUUUGGGGUGUUGAACGUGCAGACAGUGGAGGAGGUGGUCAUGUGGUGUUUGUGGUUCUCUGCCCUGGUCUUUCUCCACCUCAUGGUGCAGCUCUGCAAAGACCGAUUUGAAUAUCUGUCCUUCUCACCCUCCACUCCCAUGAACAGUCAUGUACGAGUGCUUUGCCUACUGGUCUCGUUGCUGUUGGACUGCUGCGGUCUGGCUGUGGGCUGUGGUGGUCUGCUGGGAGCUUCCCAUGGCAUGCACACCUUCUCCUUCAUGGCAGCCGAGUGUCUGCUGGUUACUGUGCGCACUGGGCACGUCAUCAUGCGUUAUUCCAUUCAUCUUUGGGAUCUAAACCAUCCGGGGACCUGGGAGAGUAAGGGAACAUAUGUCUAUUACACAGACUUCGUCAUGGAGCUGGCUAUGCUCUUCCUGGACCUCAUGCACCACAUCCAUAUGCUGCUUUUCGGGAACAUCUGGCUGUCCAUGGCCAGCUUGGUUAUCUUCAUGCAGCUGCGGUAUCUCUUCCACGAGGUUCAGCGCCGCGUCCGCCGACACAAGAACUACCUUCGUGUCAUCAACAACAUGGAGGCCAGAUUUGCAAUUGCUACCGCUGAGGAGCUGGCAGCUAAUGAUGAUGAUUGCGCCAUCUGCUGGGAUGCCAUGUUGACCGCACGCAGACUACCCUGUGGCCAUCUCUUCCACAACUCGUGUUUGCGCUCCUGGCUUGAGCAGGACACUUCUUGUCCAACGUGUCGCACAUCCCUUAACAUUAGUGGAGACGGGGCCCCGGCGAGAGGCCAGCAGCAGGGCGCUGGCUUAGAAGACAACAUUGGCACAGUUGGGGCUGCUCCAGAUGCUGUACCACACGUCAACCAACACAAUCACUUCUUCCACUUUGAUGGAUCUCGCAUUGCCAGCUGGCUGCCCAGUUUCUCAGUGGAAGUAAUGCACACCACCAACAUCUUGGGCAUUGCUCAGGCCAACAACUCCCAGCUCAUGGCCAUGGCCCAUCAGAUCCAGGAGAUGUUCCCUCAGGUGCCCUCGUACCUGGUCAUGCAAGAUCUGCAAUUGACGCGCUCUGUAGAGGUCACCACUGACAAUAUCCUGGAGGGACGCAUCCAGGUGCCUUUCCCAACACAGGCCAUAGAGCGUGCCCCUACACAGGGGAGCGCUGCAACAGGUGAGCAGGGGGGGGCGAGUGGAGCAGCCGAGCAGGGCCUCAGUGAGACGGAAAACGUGGAGGUGCGAGGAGGUCGCUUCUCUAAGUCUGCUGAGGAGAGGCAGAAUAUGUUGAAGCAGAGGAAAGAAGAGAUGCUUCUGCAGGCGCGCAGGAGAUUUCUGAACCAUAGUCCAGAGGACCCGGAUGAGGAUUUGCCUGGACUGGAGGAGGACAUUGUUCCAGAAUUGAUCUUGACUGCGCUGCGGCGUAGAACCAUGGCGGCAGCGGCAGAGAGACGCAUACAAACUCAACAAGACCCGGCACCUUGAAAACACGAUUGGCUUCAGCUGAAGAGGCACAGACAAAGCUAUUCCCACCAUGCCCUAUUUGGUUUACAGUCAGUGGUUAUUGCUUAUUCAAAACCAUAGUUCAAAAGUAUUGAGAGCAUCGCCUUUGGACUGGUUUGGCCUGCCUUAGUAAGGUAGGACCAUUUGGAAUGGCCUCUGUCAUUGAUUCCAAAGUAUUUGGAAUAUUAUAAAUAUUGAUGGUUGCAAGUCGAGAAAUGCAAGGGUGCAUUGCCCUUUAUUCACGUGCCACACAUUGCAACCACCAGCUUCAGUAGGCAGACAGUUACUACCGUGACUGCGACUGGCUGUCAAAAAUCAGCGUGCUUUGCAUUCAGAAGAGUCUUUUAUGAGAGCGGUGUGAAGAUGUCAUUACUAGAUAAAAAUGUUUUUUUUUGUUUUCUUUUAUCAAACGUUGGUUUCACUUAUUUACGUAAUCGCAGAAAGCUGCGUGUCCUCAAACUUCAGAAAACUCAUCUGAUGUAUUUGUUUAAUUUAUGAGUCAACUGUGAAUUAAGUGUUGGCAAAAUAACAUGGUUUUUCUUCUUACCUUUGGAGUAUGAGAAUGUCACUUUAGUAUUUUUCAGCCUUUCAAAAUAUGAAUGUUUCUAUCAACCUAUGCUGCAUACCAAGUGUUGGACCCACAUGGGUUGAUCUGUAUUUAGUGUGUAAUAUGACCCAUUGGUUUAGUUAUUUUAGCAGGGGAAGGUGGACAUGUACAGCUUAGUUUAUCUAAUGAUGUUCCUUACAGAUGCAUAGAGGAUGUAUUACAUUUUGUACAAUCGUUGUCAUCCUCUGUCUUUCUAAAAUCACCCUCUGAUGAUACGCAGUUCUCUCUGAGUAAGAACAUUUUAUUUUCUACUAAAUAUAUAUUGAUGGGGUACUUGGCCAUGUGUCCAUCAUAUAGAAUUUGUUAUGCACAUUAAGUCUGUAACCGCUGGACUGUCUUUUGAAAACGUUUUUGUCACUCAUUCAAAAGGCUUUGACAGUAAAAAUGAGCAGCAGCAGCAAAACCUUCUUGAGACUUUGUAACCAAUCCAGUUGCCAAAUAACACCAUACUUGAAUGAUUGAAGAUAGUUAUGAAUACAUGAUCUGGGGAUCUUAUUUGGACAGACUUAUUAAAAAUUCAUAUUAUCAAGGAACAUAAUCAUCCGCAGCUCAAAGGUCUUAUUUCAGUUAUGUUCCAACUCGUCCCUGGAAACACUUUCAGUAUUUUCAAAUUUUAAGUCUAUCUGGUUGAGACAUAUCAGUGGACGCAAAGAUGGAAACUGUAUCAUAAGUGUUUGAUUUCUUGUUAUUUCUGUGCAAAGGCAGUUUGAGGCGACGUAUGCAUGAAUCUAGACGAGUGCUUUCAUUUCCUUCCACUUUAUCCCAAAGAGCAGCCCACAAACCACUCAACGCUGAAGUGUUGUGAUCUUUAUAUUGUGUUGUAUUGCUCAAGCUCUGUUUUGGUGUUGUCAUAAGAAGAGACAAUAUAGGAUUUUAAUUUCUAAUUUUUAUGUUGAAAUGGAAAAAAUGUCAUAAUUUUCAUUCAGUUACUUAACAACUUUUAAUUUCCAUUAGAUAUAUUCCUUUAAAGCGAAUUCUUUAUUAAAUCAAAACUGAAAUCUUUUUUUGGCCUGGGCUUUGCUGUAUUUUGGGGCCUAAAUCAAAAAUGGUUCAGUUAUGGAAAACGUUCUGUAAAUCUAGUUUUUGUAAAGUGUUAAUACAAAAGACUCAAUAAAAGGAGCUGCUACGGCUUUUUAACAAGA
This is a messenger RNA of Gasterosteus aculeatus aculeatus (three-spined stickleback), 3870 nucleotides long. Its product is annotated as E3 ubiquitin-protein ligase AMFR. Gene Ontology annotation, molecular function: ubiquitin binding; ubiquitin protein ligase activity. Gene Ontology annotation, biological process: protein K48-linked ubiquitination; ubiquitin-dependent protein catabolic process; endoplasmic reticulum unfolded protein response. Gene Ontology annotation, cellular component: endoplasmic reticulum; cytosol; ubiquitin ligase complex. The record is from RefSeq and is a predicted model, not a curated record. Lineage: Eukaryota; Metazoa; Chordata; Actinopteri; Perciformes; Gasterosteidae.